Phyllostomus hastatus (greater spear-nosed bat) is the source of this 3845-nucleotide messenger RNA. RefSeq names its product exocyst complex component 2 (gene EXOC2). Lineage: Eukaryota; Metazoa; Chordata; Mammalia; Chiroptera; Phyllostomidae. Gene Ontology annotation, cellular component: exocyst. The transcript has 29 exons. Gene Ontology annotation, biological process: exocytosis; Golgi to plasma membrane transport. Bases 253 to 3027 code for a protein of 924 amino acids. The record is from RefSeq and is a predicted model, not a curated record.
ACCACGGGCUAAACUCAGCUCAAGGAGACCUUGAAAGCUGAAUGCGCGUCAUCCAUCUUUAUACAUCUCGCGCCUAUGCCACAGGAGCGUUAGCUGAAUUUAAACGAUCAGCUCCCAGGAUCUUCAUGCAGUAGAGUGGCAUUCUCCCCCACAAUUUCCAAGGUCCUGUGGCUUUCGAGAGCCACCUCACCACCCACAGCCUCCGUCGAUUACAUCUGUAACUAGAUCUCCAGUUUGCUGAACAAAAUCACAAUGUCUCGUUCACGACAACCCCCCCUUGUGACAGGCAUCUCUCCAAAUGAAGGAAUACCAUGGACCAAGGUUACAAUUAGAGGAGAAAACCUGGGGACUGGUCCAACCGACCUCAUAGGCUUGACAAUUUGUGGACAUAAUUGCCUCUUGACAGCAGAAUGGAUGUCUGCAAGUAAAAUCGUAUGUCGAGUGGGACAAGCCAAAAAUGACAAAGGAGACAUAAUUGUCACAACCAAGUCCGGUGGCAAAGGAACCUCAACAGUAUCUUUCAAGCUACUCAAACCUGAAAAAAUAGGUAUUUUGGACCAGUCUGCUGUGUGGGUUGAUGAGAUGAAUUAUUAUGAUAUGCGUACUGACAAGAAUAAAGGAAUUCCUCCCUUGUCCUUACGUCCUGCUAAUCCACUUGGCAUUGAGAUUGAAAAAAGUAAAUUUCCCCAGAAGGACUUGGAAAUGCUCUUUCCUGGAAUGAGUGCCGAUUUCACAAGUGAGAACUUUUCAGCUGCCUGGUAUCUUAUAGAGAACCACUCAACCACCAGUUUUGAACAGCUCAAAAUGGCAGUCACCAACCUGAAGAGACAGGCUAACAAAAAGAGUGAAGGCAGCCUGGCGUGUGUAAAAGGGGGUCUUAGUACUUUCUUUGAAGCCCAGGAUGCGCUCUCAGCCAUCCAUCAAAAGUUAGAAGCAGAUGGAACGGAAAAAGUAGAAGGCUCCAUGACCCAAAAACUGGAGAAUGUUCUGAACCGGGCAAGUAAUACUGCAGACACAUUAUUUCAAGAAGUAUUAGGUCGGAAGGACAAGGCAGAUUCUACUAGAAAUGCCCUCAAUGUGCUCCAGCGAUUUAAGUUUCUUUUCAACCUUCCUCUAAAUAUUGAAAGGAAUAUUCAAAAGGGUGAUUAUGAUGUGGUUAUUAAUGAUUAUGAAAAGGCCAAGUCACUCUUUGGGAAAACGGAGGUGCAAGUUUUCAAGAAAUAUUAUGCUGAAGUAGAAACACGGAUUGAAGCUUUAAGAGAAUUACUUCUGGACAAAUUGCUUGAGACACCAUCAACCUUACAUGACCAAAAACGGUAUAUAAGGUACCUGUCUGAUCUUCAUGCACCUGGUGACCCUGCUUGGCAGUGUAUUGGAGCUCAACACAGAUGGAUCCUUCAGCUUAUGCACAGCUGCAAAGAAGGCUAUAUACAAGAUCUGAAAGGUACUCCAGGCCUGCACAGUCCCAUGGUGGAUCCGGAUAAUGAUGUACCUCCCUCAAUGUUGGGCCAUCUUAGUCAGACAGCAUCACUGAAGAGGGGCAGCAGCUUCCAGUCUGGUCGAACUGACACAUGGAGAUACAAAUGUCCCCACCGGGUAGCAUUUGUUGAAAAAUUGACCAAGCUUGUUUUAAGUCAGCUGCCUAACUUCUGGAAACUUUGGAUUUCAUAUGUUAAUGGAAGCCUUUUCAGUGAGACUGCUGAGAAGUCAAGCCACAUUGAAAGAUCAAAGAAUGUAAGGCAAAGACAAAAUGAUUUUAAGAAAAUGAUUCAGGAGAUAAUGCAUUGCCUUGUGAAGCUGAUCCGUGGAGCGCUGCUUCCGCUCAGCAUCCCAGAGGGUGGAAUGAGGCAGUAUGGAGGCUGGGAGGUGAAGUCUGAGCUGGAUGGACAAUGGCUUGCUCAUGUCAUCCAGACUGCAAGGCUUACUUAUGAAUCAUUGACUGCCCUUGAAAUUCCUAAUGACAUGUUACAGACUAUUCAGGAUCUCAUUUUGGAUCUUCGAGUACAUUGUGUGAUGGUCACAUUGCAACAUACAGCAGAAGAAGUAAAGAGAUUAGCUGGAAAGGAAGACUGGAUUGUCGGUAAUGAAGGCCUGACUUCUCUACCAUAUCAGUUUGAACAGUGCAUUGUACAUUCUCUGCAAUCACUUAAAGGAGUCCUAGACUGCAAGCCCGGAGAAGCCAGUGUAUUUCAACAACCUAAAACACAGGAGGAAGUUUGCCAACUAAGCAUCAAUAUCAUGCAGAUUUUUAUAUAUUGUCUGGAACAAUUGAGCAUUAAGCCUGAUGGAGAUGGAGAUACUACACAUCUUUCUAUUGAUGUUUCUUCUCCUGAUUUGUUUGGAAGUAUUCAUGAAGACUUCAGUUUGACUUCUGAACAGCAACUUUUGAUAGUCCUAAGUAAUUGCUGCUACCUAGAACGUCACACCUUCCUAAAUAUAGCAGAACAUUUUGAAAAGCACAACUUCCAGGGGAUAGAAAAAAUAACACAGGUUAGCAUGACUUUAUUGAAAGAUUUAGACCACAGGCUGUUUGAAAAUUACAUUGAAUUGAAAGCAGAUCCCAUCGUUGGCUCCUUAGAACCUGGAAUUUAUGCAGGCUAUUUUGAUUGGAAAGACUGCCUGCCUCCAACAGGUGUUAGAAACUAUUUGAAAGAAGCAUUGGUGAAUAUAAUUGCAGUACAUGCAGAGGUAUUCACUAUUUCCAAGGAAUUGGUGCCUCGGGUCCUGACCAAGGUGGUGGAAGCAGUUUCUGAAGAGCUCAGUCGACUCAUGCAGUGUGUUUCCUCCUUCAGCAAAAAUGGAGCAUUACAGGCAAGGCUUGAAAUCUGUGCUUUGAGGGAUACUGUGGCUGUUCACCUGACUCCUGAAAGCAAGUCUAGUUUUAAACAGGCUUUGGAAGCCCUUCCUCAGCUUUCCAGUGGAGCAGAUAAAAAGUUACUGGAAGAGCUGCUGAACAAGUUCAAGAGUAGCAUGCACUUACAGCUCACCUGCUUCCAAGCCACUUCUUCAACCAUGACGAAGACAUAAGUACUUCUAAAUUAGGGCAACCCAAAAAUAACAAGUCAGUACGUUGCCUGUCCCCGAAGAUCCCCCUCUGUUACAUGUGGUGGAACUUGGAUAUCCCAGGGGUGUUGUUUGGAACAACUGCAGUCUUCAUUCACUGUCUCCUAAGAAUAACCCAGACCGUGGGGACAGCGCUCUUUACUCCUUCCCCUCUGGCAGUUUCCUUUCUCACCACUUCUUACCCUUUGAAGUGUCUUGCUCAGUAGCUAAGAGAAAGCUGCUCUGGCUGAGUCUGUGUUUUCUGAAGAUGCGAAGAUGCCCCUCGGCCACUAAGAAAAUUGAGUAAUUCUCUAUUUGUAGUCUGGGUGUCAGGGUUUUAAACUUUUUCUAUGGGUUUCAGAGAAUGUCCUUUCUUUAAUGCUGAAAUUACUAUCUAUUAAUAUAACUAAUUUUAGAGUACAGUAUAGCUAUAUACAGUACCCAUUAUUUGAAAUAAGUCAUUGUUGUCUGUUCAUUUGAUGUAUGGUGGGAAAUCAUAGUAACUGGAAGUUACUCCUUUAUAAAUGUGCUUGACAAAGCUUAUUAAGAAAUAUACAAAAUAUUAUCUCUUAAGCAUGUUAACCAUUGUAGCUAACAUGACUAUGAAUUAAAUUUUACAACUGCAAUUCUGAAUAUCUGUUAUUUUAAAUAUUUAGUAUAGAGCAUUCAGCCAAUAAACACUGUGUCUUCGAUAGAUGUAAUUUAGUUGACAUUUUUCCCUAAGUCUUUAUGUCUACAUAUUUAUUAUCUAUAUAACUUCUUAUAGGUCUAUUUAACACUCACAAUAAAUACUUAAAUUUCAA